UUUUUUUCAUGGGAAAGGGGUGAAGUCAGCGUGAAUUGAGUAACUACUUCAAGUGUUUUUCUGGUGUUUAUUAGCUGUACACCGAUUUCAUUGUUUUUGUGUCAGGGGUGUUUUAUCAGGUUUAUCUUUUAAAACUGAAAAUCUGAAGCCCUAGGUAUUUUCUGAAAAAUUUCAUUUCACUGAAAUUUUCAUUUCACUUGUUAAGCUACUUUUGUAUGCCAAAGUUGUAUAAAAAAAACUUGUGGCCAGUGGACACUGUGAGAGAGGAAUCCCAAAGCAGCCAUUACACUGUCUAGCAUCUAGCCAGUCUCCUAUGCCCCAGUCCCACGAAGCUGUACAUCAGGAUACAACAAUGGCACAUUUUAGAUGAAGCGCCUUCCAGAGAAACUGGUGCCUCAUGGAGUAUUCUGUCAGUUUCAUUGUUAAGUCUAUUAUCUCCGUUACAAGCGAGAGAAAGAAAAAAAAAAACAUCUGAAUGGGCUUUUAUUCUUGAUAAUACGGUAGGUUCUUUAUCCCAUUCCCAACACGCUCAGCUACACCGUUGAAAGCGGAAGGGACUAAACACAACCCGGAAAAAUAAAAGAUCCAUGACUGAACAAGCAAGAAAAAGCUAAUAUGUUUCUAUCUUGAAAAGAGAGCGCGUUAACUAAGAAGCACCACGACACAAAAGGAAAUUGUAGUCCGUGGUACAUUUGUGUCCGUCUGGGUGUCUGACAUACCGAAGACAGGAUGAAAUAGCUGUGACUGGAGAGCCUGUAUGAAACUGUGGGUCGGAGGAAGGGAGAGGGACCCAUCCCUGACAGUUUCUUGGAUUUUGCUGCUAUGAAUCAGAAGGAAGUGCCUCAGAAGCAGAAUGUAUGCAUGGUGUCUGACUUCUUUUAUCCUAAUAUGGGAGGAGUUGAAAGUCACAUUUACCAGCUAUCCCAGUGUUUGAUUGAAAGAGGACACAAGGUGAUUAUUGUAACCCAUACUUAUGGAAACAGAAAGGGUAUUAGAUACCUCACUAAUGGGCUAAAGGUGUACUACCUACCUCUGAAGGUCAUGUACAACCAGUCCACAUCCACAACAGUUUUCCACAGCCUACCUCUACUUAGGUAUAUCUUUGUGUGGGAGCGGAUCACAAUAGUUCAUUCCCACAGUUCCUUUUCAUCCAUGGCACAUGACUCCCUAUUUCAUGCCAAGACGAUGGGAUUGUACACAGUUUUUACAGACCAUUCGCUUUUCGGGUUUGCUGAUGUGAGUUCUGUGCUGACCAACAAACUACUGACUGUUUCUCUCUGCGACACCAAUCACAUUAUCUGUGUGUCCUUCACUAGCAAAGAAAACACUGUACUCAGAGGUGCAGUGAACCCGGAGAUAGUCUCUGUGAUUCCUAAUGCUGUCGAUCCUACUGACUUCACUCCAAACCCAUCCAAGAGGGAUGAAAAUAAAAUAACCAUUGUGGUUGUUAGUCGACUUGUUUACAGAAAAGGAAUAGAUUUACUUGGUGGUAUCAUUCCUGAGCUUUGUCAGAAAUACCCUGACUUGCAAUUUAUUAUUGGUGGUGUGGGACCCAAAAGACUAGUACUUGAGGAGGUCAGAGAAAAAUACCUGCUUCAUGACAGGGUACGUCUUUUAGGAGCCUUGGAACACAAAGAUGUUCGAAAUGUUUUAGUUCAGGGUCAUAUUUUCCUCAAUACAUCUCUAACAGAAGCAUUCUGCAUGGCCAUAGUAGAGGGUGCAAGUUGUGGGCUUCAGGUUGUUAGCACACGUGUCGGGGGCAUCCCAGAGGUGCUCCCUGAGGAUCUCAUUAUCCUUUGUGAGCCUACAGUGAAGUCUCUGUGUGAAGGACUGGAGAUGGUUAUAGCCAAACACAGGGCAGGGAGCCUGCCCCCACCUGCUGCCAUUCACAACAGAGUAAGGACCCUCUACACAUGGAGGAAUGUUGCAGAGAGGACAGAAAAGGUUUACGACAGAGUGGCUAAAGAAGUUGUCUUGCCUAUGGAUGAACGGCUUAACAGACUGAUGUCUCGCUGCGGGCCUGUUGCUGGCUGUGUUUUUUCACUUUUCGCUGUCUUGGACUUCCUGCUCUUGGUGUUUCUGAGAUGGCUCGUGCCCGAUUCCAAUAUUGACAUUGCGGUGGAUGCUACAGGAGUUCGAGGAGCUUGGAGACAGAUGUCCACUCCUCCUAACACACGCACAAGCACAGGUUAUGAUUCAAACUGCCAUAUAGCAAGAGACUUGAAUCGCACUCAAUAAGUCAAUACUAUUGACUCCGUGUGUACCUAUGGGGAACGAUUGCAUGCUUUCAUUCCAUUGAGUGAAAUGCUUUACAUCUGAUGUUGAACACACAUCUGAAAUGUAAUUUAUUAAAAUGACCUCCUUGGUAGUUUUUACAAAAUAUAUCCUAGUUUUUGUUUCUUCUCAGGUGGUAGAAUUUUAUUUGUGCCAAAUUACAUGUGAGUUUAUUUAUUUUCCUAAACAAGUAAAACUUAAAAGGCUAAACAUUUUAAAAAGCUGUCUAUUAUGGGAACUAGGAUUUUUUUUUAAUGUAGAAAUAUGUGUGCUAAAGCAGGAUUAUAUUGUCUAAACUAGGUACAGUGCUCCCUCGCUAUAACGCGGGUCUCGGGACACACACAAUAUGAGCCUUGUAACUGAAGAGCAUUAUCAACGGGGGAGGGGUUGGGAGGCAAACAUCUGACUAAAUACAAAAUAAAAUCACUCCCUCUCUAUAAUGCACAUAUAGUGAAGCAAAAAUGUAACUUUCAGUGAAUUAACCAUGCCUUAAAGCAUCAUGUAAUCAAUGCUAUAUUUUUUAUUUAAAAAAAAAAAAAAGUUAACAUUCCCACUCGCGGAUCAUUUAAUUAGUAGUUUUUAAACUAUAAAUAGCCUGGCUAAACAGCGGUUGGGAGUUCAGUUAGAAACGACAGACAAAGGGAAGAGGGAAUGGGCUCGCCCCAGGUUCGGCUGCCUGAACGGGGCUGAAGCAGGGCUGAAGCGAAGCUGAAGCAUCUCAUCUCUCGGAGAAAGCCACAGCUCCUCUCACAGCAAAAAAGUAAAUGCAUUAGGAAAGAUAACUACAUAAUAGGCCUAAUAUUCAUUUAGUUAUAAAACGAAUGCUGAAUAAGAUGUCUGUGUUAUAAAGUGCCAGUGCAGCUUUUUUCAGUUCAGAUACUGUAUCAAACGGGAGAGACAGAAACGGAAGUUUGUUUACAGUUUGAACAACGGUACUGUAUUUACUGUAGAAAUAUUUCAUGACUCACUAGUAUAGGGAAUUGGGGGACAUGCUGUAGGAGCGUUAUAUCUGAGGUGCGUUAUAACCGAGAGCCUUAUAGCGAGGGAGCACUGUAUAUACAUAUUUAAUGUGAUUGUAGCUAAAAAAUAUAUAUAUAUAUAUAUAUAUCCUAAAAAAAUGUAUUUUCAUUUUUAAACAUGAUGCAGGGAUCCGCGACUACACUAGGUUCAAAUAAAAUCUCAGUUCUCUUGCUUUAUUUUUAUUACAUAUGUAUCCUUUUUAUUUUUUUAAGGCAUUUCAACUCUGAAGCAUCUUUGGGGUCUAAGCAUGUCAUUCAAUUGGGGAAGCAACAUUUGGGCAUUUGAGACUUUUACUGCGAAUGCCUGACAUGUAUGAUUUUUAUAGAAUUAUUUUGUUAGCUACCACCAAUUUAAGUGGGCAAGUGAGUGUUAACAUUGGCAGAUGACCAGGUCGCUCAGGUGGGCAUUACUCAUGUAAUAUGCCCACUAAUCAGAUAUUUUUUUCAAUUCAACUUUUUUGCAUCUUUUUUGCGCUUUGAAAAGUUGCAGAUUAGCUGUGGUUGAGUUAUGAGAGGGACAGAGCAGCCACACAAUGAGAUCUAGAGGGUUUACUACACGAUAAAUGUGGUGCUGGGCAUGUGUGGCGUGCUAAACAUAGCUCUCUGACUGAUAAAGUAAACUGGUUUAGAAUGGAAGACUGAUGAAACACAAUAAUGUUGAAACUUUGGAAGCUUGCUUGACAGGUACUACUUGUAUAACGUAGUAUCUGGCAGUUCAAAUAGGGCUUUAUUAUAUAUUCUAUAAAUGUGUGAAAUUAUGAAGAAAUAGAUUGCUUUUCGGACAUUUAUCGGUUAAUCUAUUUACCGAAGCAUAUUGGUAAAUGCAGGUAUAUCAUCAAAUAAUGUAUUUAUACCUGCAUAUAAAUGGUCAAUUAACAAAAUAAUCAUUAAUGUUGAAGAAUAUAUUUUUCUGCUUACACAUUUUCCAUUAACAGAAAACAUUGAUGUUGAACAAUAUAUGUAUUUUCUGUAAUCAAAUGUUCCAUUAACAAAAAACAUUAAUGUCGAACAAUAUAUUUAUUUCUGCAUACACAUUUUCCAUUAAUAAAAUAAUCAUUAAUGAGCUUACAGUAAUGCAUAAUUGAGCAAUUCAACAUGGUGCUGAACAAUAUGGUGAUCCACUUAUGUAGAACUACCAACAUUCUGGUAAAUCAUAGGCCUACUCAAUAACAUUCCAUUAAAUGCAAAUUAAAUAAUUUAGGACCUUUGUUUUUUCAACAGAAAAUCACACUUUGCUUAUGACACAAAACGCCACAAAUACAGGCAGUGAAUAGAUAUAUUUACUUCAAGGCCUUAUAUUUUAUAUUUUUUUUAUACCCAUCCCCCUGAUCUGUGCCUUUCAACAAAUUUGUCCCGUAGUUCUUUUGAAAGUGCCUUGGUGCUAAUGGUUGAGUCUUUGCUUUGAAAUGCACUACCCAUCAGAGGGAACCUACAGUAACUGCUGAAUUUAUCCUGAAAUCAUGUGAAUCACUACAAUUUAACACAGGUGGAGGCCACUUAACUUGGUGUGUUAUUUUGAAGGCGAAUGGUUACACCUGAGCUAAUUUAGGAUUGCUAUUACAAGGGUGGUGGACACUUAUCCAACCAAGCUAUUUCAGUUUUUAUUUAAUACAUUUUCUACAAAUAUCUAGAAUUUUUUUUUUCACUUCGAAGUUGUGGUGUAGGAUGUGUACAUAAAUGAAAAAAACAACUAUUUUAAUGCAUUUUAAUUCCAGGCUAUAAGGCAACAAAAGGUGAACAUUUUGAAAGGGGGUAUAGACUUUCUAUAGGCACUGUAUAUAUAUAUAUAUAUAAUAUAUAUAUAUAAUUUUUGUGAUCCACCCUGCUACUAAAAUCUUUUGAAACUAAAUAAUACAGUGCUUUUAUUUUUAUUUGCACUGGAUAAAAACUCCAAGCUUGGUAAAACAAACAAAUAACAGGAGGUCAAAUUUUAAGCCAUUUGAACUUAAAUGUUUCUGAUGACAGAGGCAUUAGGCAAAAAGUUUGACCUAUUUUGACUUUUGUCAUUAAACCUUUUUUUAAUCGUAUUGCUACCAAGAAGUUAAAAAUAAAUAAAUACAUUGCAUCCUGCCACCAAAGAGCAACACUUCUACUGACUGGUGGCAAUAAAUACCAAUUCACUUUUAUAAUUUCUAGGAGACUGAAAAAAAAGGCUUGCUUACAAACUGGCAUGUACUGUAGCUGUUAGCUAAACCUGCUUAUCUUUCUCAUAUACAGGAAAUUCAGAUACUAUCUGGAUGGGAACCGUGAAGUUUAAAAGACCCAAAUAAGGAAUUCAUAGUUAACCAUGCAUUGCUGCUUUGUCUAUAUUUUGGCACAGUAGUUUAUACACUGUGAAGUUAGUUACCAAAAUCCUCGAGGAGGCUGUGUGGUCCAGUGGUUAAAGAAAUGGGCUUGUAACCAGGCAGUCCCCGGUUCAAAUUCCACCUCAACCACUGACUCAUUGUGUGACCCUGAGCAAGUCACUUAACCUCCUUGUGCUCCGUCUUUCGGGUGAGACAUAAUUGUAAGUGACUCUGCAGCUGAUGCAUAGUUCACACACCCUAGUCUCUGUAAGUCGCCUUGGGUAGAGGUGUCUGCUAAAUAAACAAAUAAAAUGUCAUACACAAAAGUAGUGUUUUUGCUUUGGUAUAUGAAUAUUCACCGCUUGCAUGCAAAAUAUAUGACCUGAUCAUUAAAAGCAUGUUUACAACUGGUUUCACAGACACUGAUUAGCACUACUAGUUUUUGACUACCCCAGUGUUACCUUAGGUAAGAUGCUUCAUGAUAAGACAAGGUCUGUAAAACUAGACAUAUAUCUUUAUUAGAACAAAGUAUAAUUAUGAAAAUGAAUUGAGAGUAACAUAUUUUUAUACUGUAUAUACAGUACAUAUUGUACAUACACCUCAUAACUUGAACCAAUAACAUUUUAUUGACAUCUAUGAUUUAUAACAAAUGUGUUAUUUAUUUAAAUGUUAUGCUACCGUCAUUUUAUAAUAUUUCCUACAACCAGUUAAGUUAUCAGAAUUAUUUUACAACUUAACCUUACUACUUAAAUAAUUUUGGAGAACCAAGUGUAAACCUGCCAUUUUUUUAUAUAUAUAAUUAUAGGAAAUGCCAAAUUAUACACUUAAAACAUAAAGCUUGUUUGUUGUUUUUAGUUAUAGAUCUGCUUUAAAAAAAACUUCAGUGUAAACCUAGAACAAAAUAAAGCAAAUCCAGCUGUCUGAGUACGAGUAAUUGUUCCAAAAAAACAAAGGAAUUGUUUUUGGUUGUACAGCUGUUUGUUUGAUGUUUUUAUUUUAUUUUUGAGGUAAUGUUUGAACGUUGUUUCUUUCCUACUCCACAACCACACUAAUUGCAAGGAAAAUGUAAGAUUUUGUAUACUUGAAUAUAUAUUGAAUAAAAGCAAACUCUAUUACGUGAAUCUAUAAAGGGAUCAGAUUCUCCUCAUGUAUUGUUUGAUGAAAUGCUUGUAUUAUAACUGUUUAUAAUAAACUG
Acipenser ruthenus (sterlet) is the source of this 6773-nucleotide messenger RNA. Its product is annotated as phosphatidylinositol N-acetylglucosaminyltransferase subunit A-like. The record is from RefSeq and is a predicted model, not a curated record. Gene Ontology annotation, biological process: GPI anchor biosynthetic process. Gene Ontology annotation, molecular function: phosphatidylinositol N-acetylglucosaminyltransferase activity. The transcript has 6 exons. Gene Ontology annotation, cellular component: glycosylphosphatidylinositol-N-acetylglucosaminyltransferase (GPI-GnT) complex. The coding region runs from base 823 to 2238 and encodes 471 amino acids. NCBI's taxonomy places the organism in Eukaryota, Metazoa, Chordata, Actinopteri, Acipenseriformes, Acipenseridae.